Messenger RNA from Cydia pomonella (codling moth), 1716 nucleotides. Its product is annotated as enoyl-CoA delta isomerase 1, mitochondrial-like. Gene Ontology annotation, molecular function: enoyl-CoA hydratase activity. Bases 476 to 1390 code for a protein of 304 amino acids. The transcript is spliced from 4 exons. Lineage: Eukaryota; Metazoa; Arthropoda; Insecta; Lepidoptera; Tortricidae. Gene Ontology annotation, cellular component: mitochondrion. The record is from RefSeq and is a predicted model, not a curated record. Gene Ontology annotation, biological process: fatty acid beta-oxidation.
AUGGUAACUACUGGAAAUUAUAUUUUUCACCGUAUACCAGUGAUUACUACAUAGAAAACAAGAAUCAGUAGUGAGUUACCCUACCACUAAUACACUUUGGUUCUAACUAUACCUACUAAGUUUUUUAUUAGUUCUUCCCAGUAGUAAAAAGUGAGAAAAAUUUAUCUGCUUGUUACCAGUGGCAACAACUUGGUGGUAAUGGUAAUAAGUAAUAACUGGGAACAACCCUAAUGAUCUAUUAAAUCAACGUUAAUAUACUUAAUAAAAAGUCAAGGGUAUUGGCAGAUAAUACCAUUCUGAAUUGUUAAGCUGAAAAACCAUUUAGUAGUAAAAUUGGCAGGCAGAACUCAUUCAGAUUAUGGAUAAGAUAUCUGUGAGGCAAAGAUAUUAUUAAGCCAUGUAAUAAAAAUUCAAGGAUAUUGGCAGAUAACACCAAUGUAUUUUAGUAAAAGUUCAAUUUAGUCUAUUCUGCACCAUGUUGGCUUUGAGACCACUAGUCAGGCUUGCAACUAGAUUGCCAAGAUGUCGCCUUAUGUCAGCAUCAGCUGGAUCCGCUGGUCCGAUGGUAGAUGUCACCGACGACGAGGGUAUCGCUGUGAUGACGCUACAGAGAGCGCCGGUCAACAGCUUCAACCUGGAACUACUGCAAGCUAUCAGCACAGCACUCGAUGAUGUGGUGAAAAACAAACCUAAAGGCAUGAUUUUGACUUCUGCAUUACCAACUGUGUUUUCGGCUGGUAUCGAUAUCACGGAGAUUUACAAGCCUGAAAUACAAAGGCUCCAACAGUUCGGGACUACUUUUCAGGACGUCUGGAUCAAACUAUUUGGGUUUCCGUUUGCAACAGCGGCGGCCAUAAACGGCCACGCACCAGCCGGCGGUUGCCUCCUAGCCAUGGCCUGCGAAUAUCGCAUCAUGGUCUCUGGCAAAUACACUCUCGGCCUUAACGAGACCGCUCUCGGCAUCGUCGCCAACGAUUGGUUCAUGGAUACUAUGUGCCACACCAUUGGAAUAAGAAACACCGAGCUAGCGCUUACCACGGGAAAAAUGUUCACCGUUGAUGAAGCUUUAGAAGUUGGCCUCAUUGAUGAAGCAGCAUCCGAUAAGGCUGAUGCUAUAGACAAAUGUAAGAAAUUCCUAAAAAGAUUCGACAAUAUUCCUCCUUCAGCCCGCACUUUGACUAAACUAAGAAUACGGCGGGGACCUUUAGCGAAUAUGAAAAAGAAUCGUCACGAAGACAUUGCUGAAACGCUUGAAUAUGCGCUGAACCCAGAAGUGCACGAAGGAUUAGAUAUAUAUAUGCAAAAGUUAAAGGCAAAGGCAGCCAAGUACAAUUCUGUUGUAAAAAGGGACAGCAAAUUACUAAAAACAUCGACGAUGUAUUUACCAUAACCCACUACCAUUUUGUCAUAAGAUGGAGAAAUGUCGACCUCCGUUAUGAAAUGAAUGAAAUAUAGAGGAUAUCAAAACGUUAGAGCAGGACUAAGAUAACUCUGCAACGAUUUUCUAGCCCAAAUCUUGGAAGUGUUAUCAUAAAUGUCAAAUGUUUAUGAAAUUUUUAGUAUUUAUAACACUUCCACGCUCUGUACUAAAAAAUCGCUGUGGAGUUAUCUGGGUCUAACUCUAGUAAAAGAAAUUGUCGCGAAGCAGAACCAUCACGGUAAAAAGAUGGCUCAGUAAUUCAAAAUUAAAUUUGUGUGGCCGUACAUGGGUACUUA